Molecule: messenger RNA, 327 nt
Organism: Pleurotus ostreatus (oyster mushroom)
Lineage: Eukaryota; Fungi; Basidiomycota; Agaricomycetes; Agaricales; Pleurotaceae
Exons: 2
Coding region: 1-327 (108 amino acids)
Source: RefSeq, a predicted model, not a curated record
AUGAAGAGCCCCCUCACAGUGCUCGCGCUGCUGCCCAUCCAAUGUCUGGCGCAGUAUUCGUUGGUGCGAGAUUACUCAGGGUCAGGCUUUUUCGACGAAUGGAACUUCUUUGGCAAUGCCGAUAACCUCACCAGUGGUGAUUUGUUUUACUUGGAUAGAAGCGCGGCAGCUUCGCAGAAGCUUGCCUUCGUUAAUGAUGCAGGAAAUGCAGUCGUUAGAGUUGAUAACUUCACCAACGUUGCUCUCAACGACAAGCGGAACUCGAUCAGAGUGGAAUCCAAAGAUCUGUACGACAUAGGAAGUCUAUGGAUUAUCGACACAGUAUGA